This is a messenger RNA of Saccostrea cuccullata (small rock oyster), 2340 nucleotides long. RefSeq lists its product as uncharacterized. NCBI's taxonomy places the organism in Eukaryota, Metazoa, Mollusca, Bivalvia, Ostreida, Ostreidae. The record is from RefSeq and is a predicted model, not a curated record. The transcript has 7 exons. The coding region runs from base 16 to 1995 and encodes 659 amino acids.
UCGAAAUCAACGAAGAUGGACUUUCUUGAAAUGGAAGAGACCGACGCUUUCUACGAUUCCUGUCGCACGAGGGCGCUACACGAAUUCAAUGAUGAUUUAGAACAAUCACUGGAAUUGACAAAAGACGUUUUUCAUGCGCUGGUUCAGAACAAAUUAAUUUCAAAUCAAGUGAUGGAUAUUUUAAGCGGGCCAUCUCUGGACAAUGAAGCUAAAGUUCAAGGAGUUCUGUUUAACAUCAAGAAGAAUAUGACAGAGGAUAAAUUCAACAGAUUCCUGAGCGUCAUUGAGAGCACUGGGUUAAGACACAUCGCCAAAGCGAUCUGGAAAAGCUACUCUGAGAGGGCCAAUGUCUUUCAGCCGAAGACAAAACACGUUGGUUGCCAAACUGAGAACAAUGUGCCAACGAAACUUCCCAUCAAAGAGAGACAAAAACUUUACCGAAUUUAUGACAAACUUAACAAAGGGUUGAAAGGGAAACAUGGCCGACGCUUUCAUUUUGAUAACUCUCCCAAACCAGACGAGAACUCGAUUCGAAUAGAAGAUGUGGAUAGAGAGAUAGACAAAUUACUGGAAGUUUUCCAUGAACAAAUACAUUACAUUGCAAAAUUCUGUGAUAAGCUUGGACUACAUGCUCACGAGUUACCGACGGUGAGUCAGGAAAUAGAAAAGCUGGUUGGUAAAUGCAAGACGUUAGAAGCCAAAGUGAACAGUAUGUCUGUAAAUUCGUUGUUUAGCCAGUACUUCAAGGAAGAGACCAGCGCAUCUUCUUUUUCAAGUACGAAUCGGAAGGAAAAGAACCCGGAACCAAUCAGUUACAGAUCCAGUACACCUGUACCGACCUUAGACCUUCAAACGACAACACGGACAAAAGACAACCAUGUCAGGAGAAGCAACAAUAAAAUUCAUUUUGAAGAUCGUGAUGUAAUUAAAAAGGACGACAAAGACAAAGAAUCAUUUCAGAAUCAUCGAAAAUCGUCAAAACAGACGAUGAUGAUGACAAAUGGAUUCCGCAUCGACACCACAAGGACAAGCGCCAUAAUGCAGACUCAUCUUUCUCCAUUCGAGAUCGCUAUUCUCGAAUCUAAAACCAGAGAGAGUGUUCACUUCCCGUCACGUGAUUACAGUGCAAAAACCAGUAAUCAUAAUUCUCAGUUUGAAAAUGGGUCAAAGCACCCCGUAAAGGGAAGACAGGCUGAUAUUCCAAGGACAGAGAUAUGGAAAAAUUUGAAAACACGAAAACAAAACACGCGGGCAACUGUUCAUAUUUACACCGACAACAUGAGGCUAUCGAUUAUCUUAGCAGUUCUUGUUACGCAGUUUGUGGUUGCCCUUUCUAGGCGUUUGAAGGUGAAUCCUGUGAAAUUUAAAGACUGUAGCCAUGUAAGAGCUCUGGGUCAUAUGAAGAAUGGCACGUAUACAUUAUGGAUGAAUGACACAACACCCUUCAAGGUACGCUGUGAGCAUGGAGCGUCUAAUUCGUUCACCGUGAUUCUUCGGAGAAUGUACGGGACAGAAAACUUCUACCGUGGUUUCCAUGACUACCAGUACGGCUUCGGUCAUCCCCAGGGAGAUUACUGGGCGGGGCUUAACCAAAUCUACUACUUGACCUCCACAGGUAACAACAUUCUGACUGUAAACAUGCAGGACUGGUACGGAAAUAAUAGAAACGCUCGGUACAAUCACUUCCGGGUCAAUGCUGCGCCAUAUUUCCAGCUUUCCAUUGGAUCUUUUCAAGGUCAAGUUCCAGAUGACCUGGCAUUUAACAACGGCAUGUAUUUUGCCACCCACGACAAACCAGAUGCACACAGUUGCGCUAUCCACCAGAAAGGGGGGUGGUGGUACAACUAUUGCUCCUACGCCCUCCCCACGGGCGUGUAUUACCACGGGGGACCUUACACACCCUCUGGUGGAUAUUACGACGGUAUUUACUGGAAGGAUUGGCAAGGAUAUGGAUAUUCUCUGAAAUAUUUAGCCAUGACUGUUUCAAAUGUCUAAUCUUGACUUGAAAGAGAUGUUGCAAUUUUUCAUGGAUUUUUGGUCAUUUGGUAGGAAAACAAGCUUGGUUUAUGGAAGUAAAUUGCAAAAAGUCCUGUGUAUAUGUACAAUGUAGUAGCAAAUAAAACUUUGAUCAUGAAGAUAUUGCUCAGUUUUGUGAUGUACGGUGUGCUAAUUGAUCUUUAUCUAAUACCUCAUGCUAAAAGUAUUUUCUAUCAUAUUAUAUCUUGAUCGUAAAGAGUAUAGGGUGUUGAUUCAUAUGCCAUUGUAAUUUAUCAUAAAUUAUAACAUUGUUAUAUCUUGCAACAUUUUAAAGUUUUUUAUUAAUAAAUCUUUUAAAGUUUA